Molecule: messenger RNA, 998 nt
Organism: Amaranthus tricolor (Joseph's coat)
Lineage: Eukaryota; Viridiplantae; Streptophyta; Magnoliopsida; Caryophyllales; Amaranthaceae
Product: probable 3-beta-hydroxysteroid-Delta(8),Delta(7)-isomerase
Exons: 5
Coding region: 162-809 (215 amino acids)
Biological process (GO): sterol biosynthetic process
Cellular component (GO): membrane; endoplasmic reticulum
Molecular function (GO): cholestenol delta-isomerase activity; steroid Delta-isomerase activity; C-8 sterol isomerase activity
Source: RefSeq, a predicted model, not a curated record
CACAUUUUUUUAUCACCCCACUAGACAUGCACCAACUAACUUCCUUUUCUCUAAUCUUGGGCCUCUUGGCUCUUUAAAGUCAUCUCCGUUUCUCUCCCAUAUCUCUUCACAGGUCAACUCUCAACUUCAAGAAGACCCAAGAUCUAAAAGAGAGAGUUGUAAUGGAGGCUCAUCCUUAUUCUCCAAAAGAUCUCAUUUUGCCUGGUUUCGUCUCUAAUUCUAUGUCUGCUUUAUCAAUUUUGGGUGUUUUUGCUGCCGCUUCAUCCAUUGUUUUGUCCGUCUCUUGGAUUUUUGCCGGUUUAUUUUCAAAGACUACACGACUCGAAAAGUUGCUCAUAUGUUGGUUUACUUUCACCGGCUUGAUACAUCUAAUCGUUGAGGGAUACUUUGCCUUCACACCUGAUUUCAUUAAGGACAAGAACGGAUUUUACUUAGCAGAAAUUUGGAAAGAGUAUAGCAAAGGUGAUUCCCGAUAUGCCUCUUUUGACUCUGCUAUAGUUGCUGUUGAAAUGGUAACAGCCGUUGCGUGGGGCCCUGCCUGCCUUUUAGUAGCGUAUGCUAUAGCUGCACACAAGUCGUAUAGGUAUGUUCUUCAGUUGAUCAUAUCUCUCGGCCAAUUCUAUGGUUUAGUUAUAUAUUACAUAACCGCGGUUUUGGAAGGGGAUCAUUUCUCUACGAGUCCAUUGUACUACUAUGCGUACUACAUUGGAGCGAAUUCCCCUUGGGGAUUGAUACCGUUCCUCAUAAUUAUUAGAUGUUGGAGAAAGAUAUGUGAAUCGGAGCGUAGAAACAAGAGAAAAGUCCAAUGAAGUUAGCACUAAUGAUACAAGGUGCAUUUUUGUGCAUUUUCUAACAAGCUUUUAUUGCUUCUUUUACUUAGUUUAAGCUCAUUAGGACCCUCAUAGACCGUGAAAUUGUUGUUUAAGGGUCUAAUUUUGUGCAACUAAGCAAAUAUUCAUAUCAUUUAUUAUUAUUGAUCAUUGCAUUUGGAGUUGAUU